Molecule: messenger RNA, 452 nt
Organism: Uranotaenia lowii
Lineage: Eukaryota; Metazoa; Arthropoda; Insecta; Diptera; Culicidae
Exons: 3
Coding region: 49-402 (117 amino acids)
Source: RefSeq, a predicted model, not a curated record
AUAUUGGGAGCCAUUCAGUUAUCGAAAAACACGCAAUAUUUCUUAAAAAUGAUCGCUUCAAAAAUUUUUUUGGUUGUUGUUCUAGCAGUGGGAUUAAUUUCGGCUGACCCUAUAAAUUUCGAGUUUUCUGCUCUGAAGGGCCCAGGAUAUUUGGUUGAACGCAUUAAAAGGUCGUCCGGAGGUUGUAUCACCAACACCAAACAAAUAUAUGUAGCCUUUGAUGCUUGUAUUGGAUCAAGUUCGAUUGAUUAUGAUAUACCGUCUUCGUCUAACAUCGAGUGUCGCGUUUUGUAUGCAGUUAUCAAAUGUUUGCGUGACAAAGUAAACAGAUGUGGAGCUCCAGGAAUCAUGCAGCAAGUCAAUGCCAUCAUGGCGCCUAUUAAAGCAGAAAAUAAUUGUUAGGCAAAGGAAGACAUUUUUCUUUAGAUACAGAGAUAGACAUUGAAUCAAAU